AUGUCAAUUAAAAAAGUUUGUUGUGUUAUUGGAGUUGGUAAAGGUAUUGGAUUUGGAGUUGCAGAGAAAUUUGCAAAAGAAGGAUUUUCAGUUGCAUUGGUUAGUAGAAAUAAAGAGAAAUUAGAACCAUUUGUUCAAACUAUUCAAAAAAAGUUUGGUGAUACAGGAUCAUUUGCAGUUGAAAUGGAUGCAACUAAUGCAGAAUCAGUUGAAAAGGGAUUCAAAGAGAUUAGAUCAAAAAUCAAUGGUAGACCAAUCGAUGUAUUAAUCUAUAAUGCAUCAGCAUCAUUCAAGGCAGUUUCAGUCGAGAAAACCGAUGUAAAUGAUUUUCAAAAUGCUUGGAAAGCAAGUUGUUUGGGUGCAUUCUUAACAAGUCAACAAGUUUUAAGUGAAAUGUAUGGACAACAAAAUGGUACAAUCAUUUUCACUGGUGCAACUGCUUCAUUAAGAGGUGGCGCUUCGUUUGGUUUAUUUGCUUCAAGUAAAUUUGCAUUACGUGGUUUUGCUCAAUCAUUAGCUCGUGAAUCUUAUCCAAAGGGUGUCCAUGUUUCUCAUGUCAUCAUUGAUGGUUAUGUUGAUAUCAAUAGAGAUUAUUCUUCAAGACCAAAGGAAAAUUGGAUUGAUCCUGACGCUAUAGCUUCAACUUAUUUCUCUCUUUAUUCUCAAGAUAAAUCUGCUUGGACUCAUGAAAUUGAUAUUAGACCACAUACUGAAAAAUGGUAA
Dictyostelium discoideum AX4 is the source of this 723-nucleotide messenger RNA. RefSeq lists its product as hypothetical. The transcript has a single exon. The coding region runs from base 1 to 723 and encodes 240 amino acids. Lineage: Eukaryota; Evosea; Eumycetozoa; Dictyosteliales; Dictyosteliaceae. The record is from RefSeq and is a predicted model, not a curated record.